Branchiostoma floridae (Florida lancelet) is the source of this 4968-nucleotide messenger RNA. Its product is annotated as meteorin-like protein. The coding region runs from base 543 to 1460 and encodes 305 amino acids. The transcript has 4 exons. The record is from RefSeq and is a predicted model, not a curated record. Gene Ontology annotation, molecular function: hormone activity. Lineage: Eukaryota; Metazoa; Chordata; Leptocardii; Amphioxiformes; Branchiostomatidae.
CCUGGCAUCUCAUUACGCGAGCUCCACACGUGUUGGUAGGUUCGCCUUCGCAGCCGCCUGUCACACGUCACCUCUUUUGUUACCGAAAAUCAAUUAAUUAGCCCGUGUUUGGAGUCGGAGACGUGUGCGGGGGACCAUGCCCAAGUUCCGCCAGCGAGUGGCGCUUUGUUCCGUCUCCUCCUGAACUUACUUUUCCCUUUAGCAGAUCGAGUGUGGUGUAAGGCGAGAGUGCAAGACGUUUCUAAGGUGUCUGGGCUGCGUGAAGAUCGCGGGAUUUGCAGUGGAGUGGAACCGCGCGGACGUGAUUUGUUGUUACGGACGGGGGCAGGUAGGGCAACCGAAGACGCGCCCGGGUGUUCUCGCCGUAGACAACAACAAGUCUACCGUGAUCGGGCACUGACUGUGUUCCCCCCGUCUUGCUAGCUAGCGAACUUGCGAGGCGGUGUUGAACAUUCCUGCACGGUGUUUUUACCAUGUAAACUGCGUCCUCACGGGAAGGACCGAGCCAAGGUGCGCUGGACGGCGGCGGGGAAUUCGCAAGCAUGCGGCCGCUGCGAGCUGCCUCGCCGGCGGCGACAACUCUACUCCUCUGGACUUUCUGGCUGGGAGCUUCGGCUACAAGAUACUCCGAGGAUCAAUGCGACUGGACAGGAAGCGGUCUGUCGCAACUACAGGAAUCCAAGAGUGUACAACAGGUGUACUUCCGAUGCGUGGAAGGAACGCUCCAAUGGAAAUAUCCGCGGGGCGCGCUACGGAUUGUCCUAGAGCACGGGACGUCCGGAAGAGACUUUAAGGGAUGCGUGCAAGCCGAUCGGACGUUUAGCGGUGCCAACGUUUACCUGGAAGAAGAUGAGAAACUAAAACUGAUAAUCCAAGACGGGGAGUCUUCCGACAAUCUUGAAAGACUAAGAUGUUUUAGUUCCAAGGAGGGAAGAACGGCAUUGUAUGUAGAAGCUGCUGCACACCUAUCCGGCGCUGAGUCAGUGGUCAAAAGAGUCGUGGCUUUAAAAUACGAACUUCAGUUGGUCACGCAUAGACAUUUUGGGGAAGACGACUUCAAAGAGUGCCGACCCUGCAAUGACACAGAGCUGAUGACAGCCUUCUGUAGCAGUGACUUUGUCGUGAAAGCACGGAUCAAGUCGGUGACAAACAACGCCGACACCAAGGAAUCCACGCUGGAGCUCUCGGCGAGCCAGGUACUGCGUCAGAAGGAGACCAUCUUCGUGGAGAACGGGCAUGGGCACGGGCACCACCAUGGGCUUGUACGGACGCCGCUGAAGUGCGGAGUGCAGCAAGGGGAGGGGCAGUUCCUAAUCACGGGAAGCAUCCACUUUGGGAAGGCGCGGCUGGGCUGCGCACCUCGGUUCAAGGAAUUCAAGAAGCUGGCAGAAUAUGCCACCAGGACAGGAAGGAACAUGUGUAACAUGGAGGAGGUGAUGGGUGGGAAGGAUGAUCUAUGACCUGUUCUGUGACCUCCCCAGGUGCCAUACCACCCCCCUCCCACUGUCAUGCUGCUGUGCAGCUGAGCAAAAAGUGGCCCAAGUCCUAUAUGGAAGUGAUUCAACAGGUGAUGCAUUUGCACCCACUACAAAGACGAUUCUUGCUAUCGCUUAACCACUACAAAGUGACCCUUUGUGACUGCAGACUUUUGUACUUUCUUCUCCCAAUAUUGUGCCCAUGGAGAAACGGUUACGGAGGCAAAACUUGGUCACCCUUCCCAAACGUGGAAUGUCUGCGCGCCAUAUGUAACAAUCUGAUGGGACAGUUUGGUCGCAAGGUCGGUACUCCCUGCAGUAGAGGUCACCUUGGCCUAGGACGCACAUUUGGUAACGCCAUCUCUCGUGACCUCAGAAGGACCUUCAGCGAAACUUCCGCCUGAAUAUUAAUGAUAAAGUAAACACCCCUGGAGGUGUAUGGCCUCAGCCACCUUUCACCAAGAUACAGUUCCCAGGUUGAUUCUGCAUGAAGUAUAUCCCCACCUCAGAAUGCCCAGGAUACAUCUGGACCUAAUCAGGGGCCACAAGACUCCUUUGUUUAUGUCUGCUGCCAAGACAAGCAAAGAAAGGCCAAUGUCUCAAUUUAGGGGUCAGUUCAGUGAAACAGUGACUUCAUUUUGUGAUCCUCCAGUCUAAAGGGUGACAUUGACCAAUAUGGGGUGCAAGAUCAUUAACACAAAACACACGCCCAGAACACACAUGGUAGUAGUUAUGUCUUGGAAAGUCUUAUCCCCCGGAAAGGACAGUUUAUUUGAACUGCCACAUCCCCUAGUUGUUAUGGUUAAGAUGCAUCAUGGGUAACGUGAUGGUUGCUAAGCAACCCUCAAAGGAUGAUGACUUCUCCAUAAUCAUUGGAUGCCAAUAUAAACAGUUUUCAGAUUCGUCAAUGUCAUCCCAAAUAUUGAAAUAAGGCAUAUUAGACCACUUCCAUGUAUAGGGACUUACUUAUGUGAAUAGUGUUCAGCACAGGCUUUGAUCACAGUCUAGAAAUGCAAGUGAAAUACUGUAAAAUGCUAAAAGUUGGCAAUGCUGAAUCAGAUUAUUUUGGAGUAGAAAGUAGACAAAUUUCUAGGAAAGCUAUUGUCAUUUUUGGAUUGGCCAAGAUGAAUGUUGGCAAUAAAGAACAAAACUGAAAUAGUUGCCAAAAUAAAGCAGUUGCCAAGUUUCUCCAUUUUACAGUACCUUCUGUAUAUUGAUGUAAAUAGGUGAGAACCACAGAUAAUCUAUUACUUUUUACUUGUAAAUAGUACUCUAGAUUUUAUCGAUCGGAUUGCAAUCAUAACUGCACUUGGUGAGAAAAUCAUUCAUGCUUUUGAAUUUCAACAUGUUUUAAAUCCUCUGCAUGUUAAUAAUACAAUAUCAUGUUGUAAAAAGAAAAGACAAUGAUUUUUUAAAACUAUUCACACCUUGUAGAUAUCCAUUUUUGCAUUCAGAAGAGAUUUUGUGCAAUACAUACUCUUGGCUUUCUGGAAAAUAUUGCUAGUAUAAAAGACAACAUCAUUCAAUAUUUCAUAAGUGUUAUCCUUGUUACAACAUUUGUACUAUCAAUACCAUUAUCAUACUGCAUGUUAUGUACUUUACCACUACCAUGCUGCAUAUCAUGCAAGCUAUGGAUGCCAUAAAAUUGACUUUGUGUGGACUUGACAAUGACAUUCGGCAAUGUGUGUUGACUGUGAUGUGGUAAAGGAAAAAUGCUUAUUUAUUAUAGUACUUUGGAGACCCUUAAACGUUUGGAUAUUCUGAAAUGGUCACAGGAAAACAUCAUUUGUAGUAAUCACUCGACUCCAGGCAUAAAUGACUCUUUAGAAUUACAACUCCAUGACCAAUGGCUGAGCUUAUCUCUACAAGAUAAAGACAGCUGUUCUUUACAAAUUACAGUGGUUCUUGUUGGAGUUGAACCACACACAGAGCGCUAUGUCAAUGUUCUCAAGUCAUGAUUUCGACCUCCUUGUAUCAUAUUGUACGCAUCUUUGUAAUCAUCACCAAACAAUACAUGUGUGUUAUGCUGCUGUUGUGUUUUAAGCCCAAGCAUAAUUAGAUAUUGGCAAUCAUGAAUGGUAAGUCUACACAGCUGUUAGAUUACCCUUGUUUGUGUAGAAUUCUGUUUUAGAUUAUUCAAGAAAGCCUUUGCAUUCUAACUUAUACGUGGACCCAGCACAAGGAAACAGAGAGGGCAUCAAAUUCUUUGUGUUUAUUGGUUACCGGAAGGAUGACGUAAAACCCCAAACGCCCCGGGCAAAUCCUGAAAGUGAAAGGAAAUUAUCAACGUUGCUGACAUGCUGUUGAAAUUUUUGGAGAAUUUGAUAAGGACUUCACCAUCAGUUAUUUUCUGAAUCAUCAGUUGUGGGUUUCAAGGACUUUAUUGAAAGAAUCAUUUCUCAAAAACUAAAUCUUAAAGUUAUGAGACAUGUGAAUUUUGAGCAGUAUUUGCAAAAUGAAUAAUACUUUCAUGGGAUUUAAGGAUUUUUUUGCAAAGGAUGUACUCCUACUAGGCCUGCGAACAUCUGUUUCUUCCCAGUCUUCAGUUUUUUUCCCCGGCAAAUUUUACAUCCAGAAAGAAACAGGAAAGACCUUUUAGUUUUGUUACAUUUUUAUGUGAGCCAAAGCCGUCUAAUUACCGGCUCUCAUUUGGAACAUGUUUCCUUCUACGCAACAAACAGCCAGAGACGGUGGAGGAUUCUCAACCAUUUUGAGCCCAAAUGUUUUAUUUCCACACCUGGUAGCAUACAUCACCAGACCGUGGGAAAGAGAAGUCAGAAACCCAUGGUGGUACAUAGGGGAGGGAGCUUUGGGCUCUUAUGCCCUUAUUGGGAUCCUACACCCCUUUUGGAGUGGACCAUUUGUGAUAUAGGAAGACAGUAUUUGGAAAUAUCUUACAAAAGGAGUUGUAUUAUAAAUAUGCCAUCUGAAAUGAACUGUUUGCUGCCUUCAAAGUUAACCGUGCUAAGCGUAUAAUCGUCAUUUGUGUUCUCUUGUGCUGGUGUCCUGAUAUAUUUAAAACAGAAUGUCCUUGUUAUUGAAGUUACUUCACUGCCAUUUCUUCCUUUGCGAGCUUGUUUUGUAAAGAACUUGUUAGAAGUGUGAGAUAAUGGGACCACUUGUGUUAGCAAGAUUUUAUAUUCCAACAAAUAAGUUAUUUACAGAAGUGAUACAAUCAUAUGAAGUGUACAUAAAAAUGUCUUGCCAUGCUUGAGAAGAUGAGUUUUUACCGUUUUUGUUCUGAAAUGUAUGCUUUUGUUGUUGUUUUCUAGUAUGCUGAUUGUCCGAUGUUGAUGUUGGUUUGUAGCUGCUAUGUUAGGGAUGUGUUUCUUCUGUGAGUGCGGAGUCUUUUAGCUUGCAGUGAUGUACAGGAUAUGCUUCAAGUUAAAGUUUUGUGCAAGAACAAAGAUGUGUACCAUACCAAAAAAUGAUGUAAAUACUACUUAUUCCUGACAAUGAAAAUGCUGGAAUAAAGUGGAAUAUGGGCAAUGAA